GCCAUUUGUCAGAGGUUGUGCAGACGAAAUGAUGAACAUGAGCAGACAUUUCUUCAAACCAACAUAAAUGUCUUCGGCCCUGGCUAUGUUUAGGAAAGCUCCUAGUCAUGGUGAUAUUAGGAAAUCAGCACAGAAAGUAUCUGACCCGAAAAAAGACACUCCGACACGACUGAAGCAUCUUCGCCAGGUGCUCGAAAAUUAUGAAGUUCCAGAUGCCAAAUCUUUCUUUGAAGCCAACUACUCCCACAUUUACUUUAUCUUCAAUGACAACUUCGCUACAGUUGAAGCAGAUUUAAAACAAAGAGCUAACAAAGCACACAGAGAAGAAUUAGACAGCAUUCUCCAAAUAUUUGAGAAAAUUUUACUACUGUUGCCAGAGUUAGUACAUAAAAGAUGGAUGUUCCACAGUAUAGGUCGUAUUAUGAAAAAAUUACUUCACCCAAGCAAUGGUCUGAAGACAAGAAAAGAUGGAAUGAGGUUGUUUAUAAUAUGGUACCAGAUAUUACAAGGGAAUGCGUCGGAGGAAUGCCAUAGAAUUUUCCUACAGCUGGUGCCAGGUUUGGGGGAUGGAGUUCAGCAGGAGCUUCUCAGCAGCCGUAACAGCACCUCUGAACCCACAGACUGGCCAGAUUGUGGUGGUUUAAUUGCUGCUGGAGAAAUCACGCCCAUCUUACCAGCCAGUGGAGAAAAGCUUCCUGAUAACAUCACCAAGCAUUUCUUUGACUGUCUCCUUCACGACAUGGUGUCAGAGAUUACUAAAGUUGUAUGGCUGAAUAAGGAAAUGCAGGAGGCUAGUUUUAUAUUCUUAUUUAACAAAUUUAAAACCACAUACCUGACAUGGCUACUCCCCGACUUCGACAGAAGUAGCAGUAUCUAUGAUCCAGUUUUAGAAAUGCCAGAAAAACGUAAGAUGCAGGACAUGAAGAGUAAGGAUCUCCCGGUGAAUGUGGCAGAAUGUCGAUAUUCCUACAUCAAAUGGCUGGCAUUAUUCCUUGUUGUCUCUAAUAAACCAGAACAGCAGACCGAUAAUGAUGUUGGCUGUACUGUGGGGGAGUCUGGAGUGGCUGAAGAUGACCAAAAGGACAUGACUGACCACAAAGUGACCACAGGGGAACACAUGCCUGGUAGUAAUGCCAGUACUCUAUCAACUGUGUCACACAGUUCUGAGCAGGACUCGGCUAACUCCAGUCUCUGUUAUGAGGAUGUUGACAAUGACAACAGUAUAGUGCGAAAUGUGCUCUUCUCCACACGGGAAAAUGUCAAUAUUGUACACGAGUCCUUCAGACAGGCGUUGCUCUUUUCCUUUCAACAUGCGAAAGCAAUCAAGACUGUGAUUGGUGUUUACAAGGACUGGUUUCAGCAUGCAGAUCAAAAGCCUAUCUUCAUGCAGGAACCAAGUGAGAAUGGGACGGUACCGGGUCAGCGAGACACACCCGAAUUCCAUCACAGUCUCUCUGAUAUCAUGGAGGAGGAGGGAUCAUCUGAUGAGUCUGUUCCCUAUACAGGGAUUCGUCAGCUCAUCACCUUAGAUACCACACAGGACAAGUCUAAGAUCAGGAAUGCGUCGUACCUAGGUGCGAUCCAGGAGUUGGCGGACGGCGGCGACCAUAGUCAGUAUGACAUCCGGGCUGGUAUACAGAAGGUGCUGCAGGUGUUUAUCACCAAUGCUGCUAAUAUCUUCCUGUUACAGACAGACGAGGAAAACAUGCUCACCGAACAGGUUGAUCUUUGUAAGAGGGUAUUAAACAUCUACAGAUUUUUGGUUAUGAAUAUCAAAAUGGAACAAAAGACUUGGGAGAAGAUGCUACAGGUUUUAUUAUGUGUUACAUCUGGUGUAUUACAUCAAAUACCCAUCGACCAGAAAUGGAAAUUCCUUGGUGGGCGGUUGGCACAGAUAGUGUUUCAGACAUUAAUCGUAACAUGGAUCAAGGCGAAUCUCAAUGUAUUUAUAUCGACGGAGCUGUGGGAUGAGUUUCUUCAGGUGUUGUCCUCACUGACUUCGUGGCCGGAGCUAAUCCAGGAGUGGGCGAAAACAAUGGAGAUCCUGACGCGAGUAUUGGCACGUCAGGUGUACAACCUUGACCUUUAUGACUUGCCUCUACAGAGGCUUAGUGAGCAGAAAGCCAAGAGGAAGAGGGGCCGAAGUCAAGAUAUCACCAAAACAAAGAACACAGAUAAAAGUUUCUCAAAGAGUUGGAGUAAGAAUGAGCCACAGGGAGCUAGUGUGGAGAAGUCAUCUUCUGUUACUCUCGGUGGAUUUGAACGUGGCAAAUACAAGAGUGAUGGAGCAGGCGGAGGAAGGCCACGCCCUGACUUGAACAAACAGAGGUCUCUGAGUGGGGAACCGUCUCCCUCUCAUUCCCGCACCCCCUCUAAUGCCUCUGACACCGUGCUUUAUACUCGCAGCAGUAGUGAUGGUAACCUUGCUGAAGCCAGUGAACUAGUGGAGCGACUCAAAGGUUUUGAUAUUGAUAGUGUUGCUAACAAGAAAAGCCUGGAUGGCUACCCAGCAUGUAACAUAACCAUAUCGGUAUCUGCCUAUAAGAUAUCUGAUAGUGUAGGGGCUGCCACGCCGGAGGAUCAGGAGGUAGCAGAGAUCACUCUAGCCUCUAGUCUGCCUAGUGCCCAUGACAUGGAAUAUAAUGUGGAAAGUGCAAGUCUGGAUAGAUCUGAUGAAACAGCAUUUAGAUAUUCUCGUACACCAUCGCCGCUGUCUCUUCACUCCAAGUCACGGUCACCAUCUCCCUGUAGUGAGCUGACUGUGGAGGGGGUCAACAACCACAAAGACUGCCCCACCCCUGACCGUGACAGUCUCCACAUAGAAAUGGUGGCCACCGAGGAAAUUCCUAUAGGUAAAGAAUCCAUGGAGGAUAUGAAGAGCGUUCUGGCUGGUGGGGCUGUGAUUGGCUGGACACCAGAUGUGGCCGUGGUCAUGUGGAGGAGAAUGCUUGGGUCUUUGGGCAACAUCAAUCAAAUAGAGGAUGGGGAAAACCAUGCUAUAGUCUACGAGGAGCUCAACUUCCUACUAGAAACUCUAUAUAAGAUGCGUGAUAAUCUUGGUGUGACCAUUGAUAACAUGAACUCGCCGUCUCCACCGGAACUCCUCCCACCUAUACAUCUGUAUUCACCCUGGCUGUUUGAGUGUCUGACGCUGUCUAACAAGUACAAGCGUGGCAAGUUGUUGGCAUACCAGCUCAUGUGUCAGAUGGUGGUCCAGCGCCACCCUGUGUCACUCCCCUCAGAGCUUGUCUCCCAGUUCUACCUGGCUCUUCACCAAGGCCUCACGUCCAAUGACCAGGACAUCAUCAAUGUGUUGGUAAGAUAUGCUGGAGCCCGAUUUUUCUCCAUGCCCCUACUGGGGUCGACUCUUCUCAUCGCCAACUUCAUCCAUGCAGCAAGCGCAGUACUUUCAGCUGUAGACAUCACAGAGACUCCCCGUACUGAGGCUGUGUCAGUGUUAGGAGCUCUCCUGUGUUUUCCGAACCAUCUACAUGAGGUCCAGGUCCUGCAGCAUACCAACCUCUCUGUGAACUCUUUACACCUGAAUGAGUUUAAGGAACAAGUUAUCAACACUCUACUCCGGGCAGGAAAGAAGGAGCCAGCUGGUCUGGCCAGAUGUGUAGCUGUGAGUACAAUAGGUAUAUUUCUGUACGAAGAAUUGAGCCAUGGAACAUUACAUCCCAAACUUAACGAGGCUGUCACUGUCCUGCUCGGGGCUCUCAGGUGUGUAAAUCGGAUGGUUUCCAAGCUGGCCUCAGACAUGUUGUGUAUGCUGUGUGACCACUCAGACAAACUACUCAGCUAUGACCCUGCUCUACCAAAACGUAUUAUAGAGGUCAUAGCAGCAACAGUGUCCACUCUCAUACCACUAUCAAGAGGAACAAAUUCAGAGGAGGAGAAGAAGCUGAUCAUGUCCAUGAUGUUCUGUAUGGCGGAGUGGUGUUUACGGAUGCCGAUACACCUCCUUCUGGAGACGACUGAUACAGACAAGGGAUGUGUCUACAAGGUGUUUGAGGUACUGAACACAGCCGUGCGGGGCCACACACAGGAGACGCUUCUACAGGCUAGACAGCUCCUGGCUGGCAUGAUCCAAGAUUCGGACUUUGAGUACCUUAGGGACAUGUCAGGCUUCCUUCGUAAGGCGAGCACCGAUUCUCUUAGCUCCCAAACAGGAGCACACUCCGGGGAACAGAACCAGGACAAGAACUCGGAGCCAGUGGAACUCGCUGCCCGAACGUUAAUUGGUCACCUAGUUAACCACCUGUGCCAUUUCCCUAUGGGGGCUGGGGCUGCACGGCUAAACAGCAAUAUCCAGGAACACCAUGACAAUGAUCAGUGUGAGAUAGACGACCUCAAACAGGAGAUUUUCUUCGCCUCUAACAUUCAGUUUUUUGUGCUGAAUCAGAAAACAUUGAUAUCCUUCAUAGAGUUACCUGCACAGUUGGAUGUACCAGGUGGAGGAGUGACCGCCGGACUGACCACAGCCAGAAGUGUUGGGCGAGUUUUACUGAGGGAUCUGACCGGGAAGUAUUCCUGGGAAAGUUCUGUACUCUACGCCCCACCAUGGUGUCAACAGGGCUCCUCAACACACAACGCAAAAAUAUUAUUGGACUUGCUGAAUGAUGGAAGCCUGGAGCCUCUCAUUAUACAAGAGGACCCAGAGACUCUGCCCCUACCAACCAGCACAGCAGUGGAACGUCUAGUCAAUGAGAUCCCUCACUAUCGUUCAACAUCUGCUGGUCAGGACAACCUCAAUGAUAUGCUGAGGUACAUUGGUUGUGCAAGUCCUGAAUGUCUCCUUAUCCCUGGUGUCUCCCUAAACUUGGAGGCACCAGCUCCCGAGGGAUUCAGUGAGGAUGCCGAGGCUAACAUGACCCACAUGGUGAUCAAACAAAAGGAGGCAGAACUAAACUUUUACAACCAACACAAACGUGACACAAGACGAAAGGAAACAUUAAUUAAUAUGCUGGCUAAAUCACAGAUGCCCACAGAGAUACAGGAGCCAGUGUCGCCGUUCCAGAUCUGUCGGAUGUUGGUCGACCAGCUAGGACUACUGGCAUGGGAGAAGAGGUGUCAUUUUGAUUUGUUAAAGAAGAGUGACAAGUUACUGCGAGAGAUGAAGCACUUAGAUAAUCAAAAAUGCCGAGAGACCCAUAAGUUUGCAGUGAUUUAUGUGGCAGAAGGACAAGAGGAUAAAAACUCCAUUCUUUCUAACUCGGGUGGCAGCAAAGCAUUUGAGGAGUUUGUGUCUGGGCUUGGCUGGGAGAUUGAGUUGGAGACACAUCAAGGUUUUAUAGGCGGUCUCCAGCAGAACAGGACAACAGGGGACACGGCUCCCUACUAUGCCACAUCCUUGUGUGAGUGUAUAUUUCAUGUGUCCACACGCAUGCCGUCAGGGACGGAUGACGCUAGGCACAUAAAGAUGCGCCAUCUUGGGAAUGACGAAGUUCACAUCGUGUGGUCAGAACACAGUCGAGACUACAGACGUGGAAUCAUACCCACCGAGUUUGGUGAUGUUCUCAUCAUCAUAUACCCUCUCACUAAUGGUCUCUACAGAGUCCAGAUCAACAAAAAACCGGAGAUUCCUUACUUUGGUCCUGUCUUUGACGGUGCAAUAUUGGAUCGUAAAGUGUUACCUGGCCUCGUCCGAGCUACAGCAAUCAAUGCCAGUCGUGUCAAACGGAGUCUGAUUCCCUUCUACCACUCUUUUUAUGAAGAACGUGCCAAAAGUUUUAAUAUGGUGAUCCAGCACCACAUAGAUCUGACCAUGUUUGAGGAUUUCUCAGCUAGUGUCUUCUCACCUGUGCUGCCUCCCAACUCCACAAUUUCAGACCAAAGCCUUGAUCUGCCGCCAAGUGCAAGUUCUAAUUCCCUGGAGCUGAGCCAGCAGGCCGGGCCAGAGCAGGUGUCGCCACCUAGUGGUCGCCAGAGUAGAGGUAGUGACUCUGGAACAAUAUUUGACAACAACAUGAUCACACGCACGGCACGAAGGCUGUCCCUCAAAGGUCGCAAGUCAUCUUCAUCCAAAUCGUCAAGCAUGACAACACCACCAGAGAGCCCAAACAUGCCGAAGAAUAAGAAACACUGACGAUGGGAAACAUUAGGAAUACUCUUCUACUUCUGUGAUAAUUACUUAUUUAUUGUUAUUUUGUGGCGUUGACUGUUAAGUAUUAGAUAUUUGACCAAAUGAUCCUAAUGGUCAUGACUGGUCAGCUUCACAGCUAAAAUAAUAUUAUACAAUGGAGUUCUUAGCCAAAGAACCUAGUGGUCAUUCUUUUCAAAACUAACCAAAAGAAUCUUGUUGUUCUUUUUGUAGAAGACUUGACAUCUUUGACCAAAGAAACUUAUAAACUUAACUUUUAGAUUGGCCAUUGCAGGAAAGACUGGACAGUCUUUGAAGCUUGGUCAUGUGAUCAUUCAUUGUCAUUUUAUGUCAUUUUACUUACUGGUUCCACUGACCAGUAGAUAAAGAUAUGUAAACAUUAAUGUGAGCGGUCAUUGGUUCCACUGACCAGUAGAUAAAGAUAUGUAAACAAUUAAUAUGAGCGGUCAUUGGUUCCAGUGACCAGUAGAUAAAGAUAUGUAAACAAUUAAUAUGAGCGGUCAUUGGUUCCACUGACCAGUAGACAAAGAUAUGUAAACAUUAAUGUGAGCGGUCAUUGGUUCCACUGACCAGUAGAUAAAGAUAUGUAAACAUUAAUGUGAGCGGUCAUUGGUUCCACUGACCAGUAGAUAAAGAUAUGUAAACAUUGAUGUGAGCGGUCAUUGGUUCCACUGACCAGUAGAUAAAGAUAUGUAAACAUUGAUGUGAGCGGUCAUUGGUUCCACUGACCAGUAGAUAAAGAUAUGUAAACAAUUAAUGUGAGCGGUCAUAAUGAUUUGUUUGAUAUGUUACAGUAGUUAGUGAUCAUUACAAGCUUUACACGUGUAGUCGAUUAUAACACUACAGAUGGAGACAAAAGACUGUUGUUGAUUAUAACACUACAGAUGGAGACAAAAGACUGUUGUUGUAAGUUGAUUGUAGUCUGGACCCAGACUGUAUUUUACAAGGGACCCCUAAUGAAUUGUAAUAUACAUGUUUUUUCCCUGAUUUUACAUAUUACUAGCAUUUAGAGCCAGUGAAAAAACUAGGGAUUUAAAGUUGUAGAAUUGUAUUGUUAAUUGGCUCUCUAAUACAUGUCUGUAUUGUAGAAUUGUAUUGUUAAUUGGCUCUCUAAUACACGUCUGUAAGUCUGAUCAACAUAUAGUCCUUGUGGCUUCCGAGUAUACAGGAGGUCAUUCUAGUAAUCUAGUACAUAAUGUAUUACUAAUAUUUAACAAAACUUUAAUGUCUUUGGUCCAAGAGUGUAGAUUAUACCACACAAGUACACAAGCACUAACAUUUGGUCAGUGUAGAACUUCGACAUCCUUGCCAGCUGAUGGUAAUGAUGAAAUUAUGUUAUUGGAGUAUUAUACAUCUCUACAUCCAGUGGCAAAAAUGGACAAAAUUACAAUUUUCAGAUCAUAAUUAUAAUUAAUAGAAUUCUGAAGUAGAAAUGUUUAGGGGCUGUUUAGGUCUUGUGUAGUUUGUGCCAAAAGAGAUUAUGUUGUGGGAAAGAGAUUCCCUUAUCUAGUAAUAAUGAUUGGAAUAUUUUAUACAUUAUAUAAUGUUCACUGCUUUGACAUUUCAUUAGUCAACAAAUUCACAAAUGAGUUAGGGAGGCCUAUUAGACCUCUUUAUUUUAUAUAAUGGUUCUCAGGUAUAUGAUUAAUUCAAGGUUGGUGAAGUUGGAACAUUAAUUAUUGCGGUCAGUUGGCCUGAUGGUGACCACAACAUACAUGGCUAAUGCCAUGAACAGAUCAUGUACUUAUUGAAAGGAAAAUGCUUUAACAUGAGAUUAAAUAGAUCAAAUUAAUCCUUAUAGCAUGAUGUGUUUAGUUUUUAAAAAUGUCUGUAUUAAUAUGGCUCAGUUUAAUUCAUAUGUCAGAAAAAAAAGCUUAUCAAAUGUUACUUUGACCAAAAUGUCAUUUUUCGUUUCAUUGUUUCUGUGAUUAGCUAUCAGUCACUUAAGUUUUUUUAUGACAAUGUUAUUGUAUUGGAGACAGGUACAGGUAUCAUGUAUGUUGUGGAGAUAGUAUUGGGAUACUGAAUAUUUUCUUUUGGUAAUUAGAUUUGAGGAUGCAUGCUACCUUACUUUUGACGUGCAUAGCCGAAAAAAAGAGUUCUAUCAAUAAGAAACUUUAAUGACUAAUAAUUUUAUGACUUGAUGAUGCUACAUUUGGUCGUUAUACAAAGAAACAAAUCUCAUAAAAUGUGAAGAAAGAUAACUUCACGUGUACCUGUAAUUCUAGGUUGUGAAAUGGUUGGCGGUAUAUUUAUAAAUAAAGUAUUUAUUACUUUUAACUACGCAUUUCAGACAAUGCCUCUUCCAAAAAGAGAAAAGUCAAAUAUUUAGGUUGUAUUUUCAUUUCAAAGUGUUGUGUAGGCUAUUCAUGUAAACUGAUUCCUGUGAUUCGUUGAUUUAUCUUAACAAAUAUUAGUCCUAGGAUUCUAAUCGAGACUGUUGUCAAGCGUUCAUCACAACAGAAUGGAAUCAUUAUAAGCCUUCCAGAGGAGACGACAGUGGGUUAUUAAUACACGGGCACUUCUCUAAAUCAUUAUUCCAUUUAGGUCUUAUUCUCAUCAGGAAUAUAUCCCAAUCCAGUGACGUCCUGCGUCCACCUCAGUAGCUGCUUAUAAUGUUAGCUAUUCAUAGGAAAACCUUAAAAUAUUGAUAACACACUUCGUUUAUUUAUUUAUUUUUUUUGGUAGAAAAAAAUCACAAAUUAGAGUUAAUGCGUCAAUAAGUUUUCAAAACCGAUAUGACAAUCAAUUAUAUAUAUCAUUAAUAUGUGUGUGUGAGAGGCAUUAUAUACACUGCAUACAGUAAAAGUAUUUAUAGUAAAAAGUUUAACGGUAAGCCAUUUUCCUUUCAAACUCUUUAGGGUACAAGGUUAUUGCAGCCAUUUUGAAAAUCCAUCAUCCCAGAAGUGUUCAUACCGUUGUAUACACUUACCGUUAGAACUUUUAGUCUUUGCUCAGGAAUCGCACAUCUUGUCAUAUUGUGGUUUUAGUUUUGAACACCAGAUUUUGUAAGUACAUAUGUAAUAUUGUAAACACUUGUGUAACUGAGGAAUUGGUGAAGACAAUCAAUGCAUGGUAAAAUUUUAAAAUCUCUUUUGAAAGUUUAUACAUGUAAAUAGAAUAUUGAAAUGUCUAACUUAAUUAAUUCUAAAAAAAAGUUAACUUAUUCUGUUAACAGUACUUCUGAAUGAACUUUCAAAGGUUAUUUUUAAUGUUACAUUUUAAUUACAUUUCACUUCAAUAUUGAGAGGCAAAUGGUUUGAUAAUGAACUAAUGAUUAGUUAUACUGUAAAGAAAUGAUGAAUUUUCAUUUUGUAAAAAUACUUGAAGUAAUUUCAAGCUAAUGUUCUUUAUUUUGAAGUGCUAGAUCUAAUUGUAAUUUGUUAAUGCCUCUAUAUUAACAUGACCAGAUAUAUGGUUUUGACGAUGUAUUGUACUGACAUCACUGAUAUAAGUGUUACUGUAUGGGGAAAAUAAAUAACAAUAGCUGUUAUACAGAACUUGGGGCAAACUUGAUUCUCAGUUAAGCUUGCCGUCAGUGCCGUUUGCCGGUUUUGAACUUGCCGACGGCACGUACAUUCAAGCAAAGCGGCUCAUUUGCAAUAUGGCCGACAUAGACCAAAACAUUUAGUUUUUUUAUUUUAUAUAUUUAUAUAUGAAUAAACAUAUUUCAAAAGCAUUGUUAACAUCGAACGCUGCAGAACAUUCAAAAUCAACUUAUUUUGCAAUAUAUAAAAAUAUAUGACUAAUAUGACUAAAAUAGCCUGACCGGAUCAAAAUAUGAUGAAAUUCUUUAACUUCUCACUUAAUCUAAUCUUUCAUUUGAACACGUCACCAUCUUGUUUCCCGGUGUGGCGGUGCUUUCAAACCGGCAGGAAUUUGCCGAAAUUGCAUGUGCAUAUUUGGGACACAAUCAAGUAAUUUUAUCGCCUUCCCACCUUACUGCUGGCACACCGGUACGUCAGAAUCAAGUUUGCCCUUGGACAAUGUCACCUGUCUGUUAUACAGAACUUAGACAAUGGCACCGGUCUGUUAUACAGAACAAAGACAAUGUCACUGGUCUGUUAUACAGAACAAAGACAAUGUCACCGGUCUGUUAUACAGAACUUAGACAAUGUCACCGGUCUGUUAUACAGAACUUAGACAAUGGGAAUUGUGCAAUUUUCUUACUGGUUUUAUGCUUGAUAUUGUAACACAACUUUUGUUUUUGUCUGCAUGUGUUAAUUAUUGGCCACCUGACAUGAAUAUGACUCAUUAGAUGAGAUGACAGGUGACCAGUCUUCGGUGUUAGAGUAAGAUAUUCCACCUGAACCUACUGGAGUUUAGUAGAUAAGGAAACUACACCAGGGUAGUUGUUCUAUGUAUUAUUUGAUUCAAUUAAUUAACACAAGUUUUCAAAGUGUUAUUUUUGAGAAACUUCUUAAAGAAUUACCAAUAAGUUUUGUUCCUUCUCUUCAGAUGGUUGUUUUGAACCCCUCGUACAUACUGCCAGGUAUAUUAUAUUCAAAAUUUCAACCAUUUUGGAAAAAAUCAGAUUUUCACAAUAAAUUGUCAAUUUUCGAAAUCAAGGUUUUGACAUGUGCCCUGCCCAUAGUGUUUUCAGUAAAUGCUGGGUUCCAGCUGGUUCACGACCGUAAGGGUCAAUAGGUUAUAACUGUCAGGUUGUAGUAGGUCCCAAGGGUUAGUGUAGGGGGUCCUUAGGGUUAGUGUAUGGGGUUGUAGUGGGUCCCAAGGGUUAGUGUAUGGGGUCCUUAGGGUUAGUGUAUGGGGUUGUAGUAGGUCCCAAGGGUUAGUGUAUGGGGUCCUUAGGGUUAGUGUAUGGGGUUGUAGUGGGUCCCUAGGGUAAGUGUAUGGGGUUUUAGUGGUCCCAAGGGUUAGUGUAUGGGGUUUUAGUGGUCCCUAGGGUUAGUGUAUGGGGUCCCAAGGGUUAGUGUAUGGGGUUGUAGUAGGUCCCAAGGGUUAGUGUAUGGGGUCCUUAGGGUUAGUGUAUGGGGUUGUAGUGGGUCCCUAGGGUUAGUGUAUGGGGUUGUUGUAGGUCCCAAGGGUUAGUGUAUGGGGUUGUAGUGGGUCCUUAGGGUUAGUGUAUGGGGUCCUUAGGGUUAGUGUAUGGGGUGGUAGUAGGUCCCAAGGGUUAGUGUAUGGGGUCCUUAGGGUUAGUGUAUGGGGUUGUAGUAGGUCCCAAGGGUUAGUGUAUGGGGUCCUUAGGGUUAGUGUAUGGGGUUGCAGCAGGUCACCAUGGUUAAAAUGUGGUGUUUAUAUUUGUUUGUUACUUGUACAUGUAAUUGGCAAGUAAGGGAAUGAAAGUAUGGAACAAGCUUCCCAUGGGUUACCAGCAAUGAAUAUUCCUUCAAGGAAGGGUUAGGCCAGUAUGAUGAUAUCACCACUAUUCUACAUUGAUAAAAAUGUCUUAUGUACAGGGGACCAAGAGUUGGUUUCAAACUUACGUUUAACUAGACCUGACUCAAACGGUUGUUCAGUAAGAUCAAGUUUACCACCAUUACCUUACAGUCUGAAUACAUCACAGGUAGAAUCUCAUGUUAUAUCAUGGUAGUGUUUGUCCUGUCAUAUCAGGGUAGUGUUUGUCCUGUCAAAGUAUGUUCAUGAUGAGUAUGUGUCAUAAUUGGUAGUAUAAGGAGAUAUUAUGUGGGGUUCAUAUAGUCACAUGUCUAGAGCCAUGAUAUUAGCAAUAUAAAGAAAUAUCAUUAGGGUGGGGGGUGGGGGUACACAUAUCUAGUCAUAACAUUGGCAGAAAUAUUAUUGGGGUACAUGAAGUCACGUGUUUAAGGCCAUGACAUUGGUUGUAUAAGCAGAUAUCAUUGGUGGUACAUAUAAUCACGUGUCUAAGGCCACGACAUUGGCUGUAUAAGGAGAUGUCAUUGGUUACAUAUGGUCACGUGUCUAAAGCCAUAACAUUGGUUGUGUAAGGAGAUGUCAUUGGUUACAUAUGGUCACGUGUCUAAAGCCAUGACAUUGGUUGUGUAAGGAGAUGUCAUUGGUUACAUAUGGUCACGUGUCUAAAGCCAGUCAGAUAUAUUGUAAUUAAUUAUUCUCUAGUCCACUUCAGGGAUUAGACUUGUAAUCAAAGUUUAUUAAUAAUAAUAAAUAAUAACAUUAAAAACACUAAAAUA
Messenger RNA from Pecten maximus, 12231 nucleotides. Its product is annotated as ral GTPase-activating protein subunit alpha-1-like. Lineage: Eukaryota; Metazoa; Mollusca; Bivalvia; Pectinida; Pectinidae. Gene Ontology annotation, cellular component: cytoplasm; nucleus. Gene Ontology annotation, biological process: positive regulation of GTPase activity; regulation of small GTPase mediated signal transduction. Gene Ontology annotation, molecular function: GTPase activator activity. The record is from RefSeq and is a predicted model, not a curated record. The coding region runs from base 68 to 6088 and encodes 2006 amino acids. The transcript is spliced from 48 exons.